UGCAUAAACAAAAUAAUAGCAGAGACAAACCUGCAGGCACCUAUAAGAGCUGCAGAAAGAAAUUCAGAAUACAAGGGACAAGAGCCACUGAGAGGAUGAAGUGUGUUGCCGUUGCUGUGUUGCUCAGUGUUGUCUCACUGGGAAGCUCUGCUCCUUCAAGUAGCUGUGACAGUCUGUUAAAACCAGUAAUCAUCAGCAAAGAAGACCUGUUGGGUAGAUGGCUGCACAUCGGGUCGAGCUCCGACAUCCCAGGGAGCCGCUCCCUAGGCCACAUGACGGACGAUCUCUGGUUUAACAUCUCUGAAACCACCCAGAGCGACGUCCUGAACAUCAUCCAGGCUCAGAGAAUGUCUGGUGAAUGUUUUACCUUUGUUUACAACGUGACCUUUGAAAACAGCACAGUGACAAUGGAGCAUCCUUUCUACAUGAAGGAGGUCUUCCUAGCAACUGACAGCCCUGACAGUUUGGUUUCUUAUGGAAAAAUCUUCCUCGGGAAAAAUACUUUCACCAGUCUUUAUCUGUCCAGCAGGAGAAGGAGCGUCUCACCUGCUGCUGUGGAGAUAUUAAAGAAACAAGCAGAAUGUCUCCGCCUGCCGUCACCCAUGAUGCUUAGCUCAACCCAUGAAAUGUGCCCUGACACGUUCCAGGAUUCCUGGGGACUUGACGCCCUCCUGCCCUUUUUAACGGACAACGUCGUAAAUCGAGUUGCAAGACUCAUGGAUACUAUUUUUGACAUUUUUGUGAACUGAUUGAGAAGCACUGCAUUAUUCUCAGAUAUUUAUCGUUAGUGACAAUAACAAUAAUAAUAAUAAUAAUAAUACUAAUAAUAAGUCUGCAGUUAUCCACUCCUACCUGAAUGACCAACGCUCCAAUCUGCCUACCUCUUAUAUUCUCAAACACAUCAUCAACUACAUCUUGCAUCUGUAUAACAUCAGAAUCUACAUGUUUCUGCUCAAGGUUUCUUCCUGUUAAAAGGGAGUUUUUCCAUAUCACCUUCAGGCUUGGUGUGGAGAUUCAGGCUGGGUUUUCUAAGGCCUCUUGAGACAAUUUGCACUGUUAUAUGAAUACAGUUGAAUUAAAAUUGCAUUGAAUAGCAUGUAGAAAAUGAAAUACACAAUAAAACAUUGAUUUAACACCA
Molecule: messenger RNA, 1138 nt
Organism: Mugil cephalus (flathead mullet)
Lineage: Eukaryota; Metazoa; Chordata; Actinopteri; Mugiliformes; Mugilidae
Exons: 6
Coding region: 96-749 (217 amino acids)
Source: RefSeq, a predicted model, not a curated record